Molecule: messenger RNA, 312 nt
Organism: Aureobasidium uvarum
Lineage: Eukaryota; Fungi; Ascomycota; Dothideomycetes; Dothideales; Saccotheciaceae
Source: the annotation of a GenBank genome assembly
AUGAUGCGGCAAACAGCGAGUCUCUGGGCAAGGAUAGCGACACAGAAGUCGCUACUCCGAGGAAAGAAUGUCCUGACGCUGGAACAUUNUCAUGCAAAAGAAGAAGGCGCUCAGUCUCUGGCGCGAGAUAAUGCGAGCCAUUACCAAANNAUCCCUGGGUCGCCGACGAAGAGAGAGAUGCGAGACUAUGCGCGCACCGAGUUCGAGAGGCACCGAGACGUGCAUGACAUUGGCCAUAUCCGUUAUCUCAUCUCGACAGGGCGCACUCAGUUCGAUGGCAUGAAGCGAUACAUCAAUGAACAGGUGCUAUGA